This is a messenger RNA of Capsella rubella, 1260 nucleotides long. RefSeq lists its product as uncharacterized. NCBI's taxonomy places the organism in Eukaryota, Viridiplantae, Streptophyta, Magnoliopsida, Brassicales, Brassicaceae. Bases 265 to 1077 code for a protein of 270 amino acids. The transcript is spliced from 7 exons. The record is from RefSeq and is a predicted model, not a curated record.
GCCUCAAAGAAUAAGGGAAAAGGAGAGAUUCCGCCGCACGUUGUUCUAAUUGAAAGAUUUGACAAAAGCGACUCAUAAGCAAUAACUCUCCAUCUUUCCCUUUUCUUUUUCUUAACCUGGUGGCUAGAAGAUUAAUCAAAUUAGACACAAACAGAGUAUUUAUUGUUAUACUACUGAUUAACCCAUUUCAGAAAAACUAAACUAAAAAAAAAAAAAAAAAAAGGCUUCACCUUUACAAUUCUUUUCGAGAGAGAGAGAAGUUAAAUGGUGUGGUUGACGGAUCAACAGAUCGGACGAUGGAAAAGGAAACGAAUUUUGGUGGUGGGAUCGUUUCUCUGUUGGCUAAUGAUCAUGUUCAUCACUCCCAAAGUUCCUCUCGACUCCUUUCGUCACCAUGUCUUCGCCGAUAAACGCAAUUUCAUGGGAGUGCCUAAUACAUUGAAUGUGAUGACCAACUUUCCCUUUCUUAUCAUUGGGGUUCUUGGUUUUGUGCUUUGCAUUGGAGGCAGCUUCUUCAGUAUAAGUUUGAAAGGUGAGAUCUGGGGAUGGACACUGUUCUACGCUGGCAUUGCUAGCUUCGCCUUUGGUUCUGCCUUUUAUCAUCUCAAACCUGAUGACAGCAGAAUCGUCUGGGACACUUUGCCUAUAUUGAUUGCGUAUUCGUCGCUUUUCUCUAGUUUUUUGGUUGAGAGAGUGGGGGAUACAGUGGGACUAAGUUGCCUCGCCUUGCUUCUAUUCACAUCAUUUCUCAGUGUUGCUUACGCCAGGGUGUUUAAUGAUCUCCGGUUAUGCAUGACGUUCCAGUUGCUUCCGUGUCUGGUGAUUCCCGUCAUGACGGUUUUGUUACCUCCCAAGUAUACUCACUCUAGAUUCUGGCUCUGGGCUACAGCGGCUUACACUAUUGCCAAGAUUGAAGGACUUGCAGACAACAAAAUAUACAAUGCGAAUCGAUAUAUCAUCAGUGGGCAUUCACUGGGGCAUUUGUGUUCAGCCGUGGCUACGCUUUUACUUACCAUUAUGCUUUUGUAUAGAAGCAUUCGGUUUCAUAGAUUAGGUGAUCUCAAAGGCCAUCCUUGACAUCCAUUUCUGACUCCUUGAGUUUUUUCUUUUUUGCAUCCGGAUGCUUCUGGAUUUUUGUAUUACAGAUUUUGUUGGGUUACUAAAUAGAUUUUUGACCCAUGAUCCCACUAAAACCAUUGUUGGUUCUGUAUAAUCUUGGUUUCUGGUUUGAAAUAGCUUUGGCAUUGCGUUGGCUUUAAA